Messenger RNA from Lepus europaeus (European hare), 984 nucleotides. Its product is annotated as basic salivary proline-rich protein 1-like. Lineage: Eukaryota; Metazoa; Chordata; Mammalia; Lagomorpha; Leporidae. The transcript is spliced from 2 exons. Bases 1 to 984 code for a protein of 327 amino acids. The record is from RefSeq and is a predicted model, not a curated record.
AUGGGGGGGCGCCUCCAGGGCAGCUGCUGCCUCCUGCCCCCACCCGCCCGGUCUCGGUCCGGCUGUGUCCAGGCCGACUCCUGGGCUGUACCACCUCGAGACCGUGACCCUGGGCAGAAACAGGGCUCAGCCCGCACCCACCGAGACCCCGACCCCGGGCGGGAACAGGGCGCAGCCCGCACCCACCAAGACCCCGACCCGGGCGGGAACAGGGCGCAGCCCGCACCCACCGAGACCCCGGGCUCAGCCCGCACCCACCGAGACCCCGACCCCGGGCGGGAACAGGGCGCAGCCCGCACCCACCGAGACCCCGACCCCGGGCGGGAACAGGGCGCAGCCCGCACCCACCGAGACCCCGACCCCGGGCGGGAACAGGGCGCAGCCCGCACCCACCGAGACCCCGACCCCGGGCGGGAACAGGGCGCAGCCCGCACCCACCGAGACCCCGACCCUGGGCAGAAACAGGGCUCAGCCCGCACCCACAGAGACCCCGACCCCGGGCGGGAACAGGGCGCAGCCCGCACCCACCGAGACCCCGACCCCGGGCGGGAACAGGGCGCAGCCCGCACCCACAGAGACCCCGACCCCGGGCGGGAACAGGGCGCACCCUGCACCCACCGAGACCCCGGCCCCGGGCGGGAACAGGGCGCAGCCCGCACCCACCCAGACCCCGACCCCGGGCGGGAACAGGGCGCAGCCCGCACCCACCGAGACCCCGGCCCCGGGCGGGAACAGGGCGCAGCCCGCACCCACCGAGACCCCGGCCCCGGGCGGGAACAGGGCUCAGCCCACACCCACCGAGACCCCGGCCCCGGGCGGGAACAGGGCGCAGCCCGCACCCACCGAGACCCCAGCCCCGGGCCAGCCGGGGUCGAGCCCGCACCCACCGAGACCCCGGCCCCGGGCCAGCCGGGGUCGAGCCCGGGGCGGCAGCUGUCUCCCCGCACAGCCUCGGCCGGGGGCGCCUGCCCGCCGCCCCCCUAG